UGGUUGUUGAAGUGUACAACUGCAAGGGGACAGAAGAAAUGGCUGAAUACCAGCGUAGUCUAGAUUAAAGCCCAUGGCGGUGUAUUCUUCUAUCCAACAUUAUAGGUCACCCUUAGUGGUGGUCUAAAAAGCAGCACAAACCAGCCAUAAAGAUACUUUUUUGGGGGGGGGGGGGGCGUUUCGUUUCCCGUUUGGAUCGGGAUGAUCUCCAACUGUGAGGAGUGAUCUGUGUCACGAAGUCUGUGUGUGUGUGUGUGUUUGUGUGUGUGUGUGUGUGUGUGUACACUGUGGGGUAGCAACAGUAGAAUGAGCUGCCCUGGAGCUGUUACAGUCUGCAGGGACUGACACACACUUCUACAAAAACAGCAGUCAAUGCAGUCUUCCAGAGGCUCUCCCUCCCUGUGGCUGAGAAACCAGCAGCAGCAGCAGCAGCAGCAGGAUGUCCCGCGUCUCCUCCACCGCCAAGCGCUACACUGGCUCCUCCUACACCAGCCACUACAACUCCUACAGCUCCUCCCUGACGCCGGGCCUUAGCUCCUACAGCGAGCGGGACAGGCUGUCCUCCUACAAGUCCCCCACCUCCUCCUCCACCUCUUCCUCAGGUUACUCCUCCUCCAGCUAUCUGAACAGCUCCGCCGCCCGCAGCCGUAACUACAGCACCUCCUCAGACCCCGACCGCGACCGGGGUCGAACCAUCCCGCGUGCCGACAUCCUCGGAAGCAGCAGCAGCAGCCGCCGGAGCGAGAGCCUCAGCAGAACCCCCGUCAAGAGCUAUGGAGGGUCGGGACUGAGUGGCGGAUCUGCCUACACCGGCUACAGUUCCUACUCUUCGUCCUCGGCCCAGUCCAGCUACCUCUCCUCUUCACCGGUGGCCUCCAGCAUCUUGCUCAACCGACGUAAAUCUGUAUCCCAGAGUGACUUGAGCAGGGACCUGGCCUCUCUGGGCCUCAGUGACAACUCCUCCUCUUCCUCCACCCAGUCUUCUUCCACCAGUGCCCUGCGGAGCUAUCGAAGUCGGACCAGCGAUGUGGCCAACUCGUAUGGCACAAGCUCCCGCCCAAGCUACUCAGGCCUGUCGCGGAGUUCUACUCAGGAGGCCCUCUCACGGAGCUCCACCCAGGAGGCCUUCGGCAGCAGCAGCAGAGCAUACAGCUCUUCGACAUGGGAACCGAGCAGUAACAGGCUGUCCGACUCCCCCACUAGGGACUCCACGAAUUCAAAGAGUGCCCAGGGCCUGGUGGGACUAAAGAACCUAGGAAACACUUGUUUCAUGAACAGUAUCCUGCAGUGUCUCAGCAACACACACAGCCUGCGAGACUACUGCCUGCACAACUCGCACCGCAGAGACCUUAACAACAACAGCCGCACCAACACAGCCCUCAUGGAAGAAUUUGCCAAGCUGAUGCAGACCAUGUGGACGUCGUCCAGCAGUGAGGCGGUCAGCCCGUCUGAAUUCAAAACUCAGAUCCAGAGAUACGCUCCGAGAUUCGUGGGAUACAACCAACAGGAUGCUCAGGAGUUCCUGCGUUUCCUCCUGGAUGGCCUGCACAACGAGGUGAACAGGGUGACUGUCAGGCCGAGAGGCACAGUAGAGGACUUCGACCACCUUCCCGAUGAAGAGAAAGGGAAGAAGAUGUGGAGUAAAUAUCUAGAGAGAGAAGACAGUAAGAUAGUCGACCUGUUUGUGGGGCAGCUGAAGAGCUCUCUGACCUGUAGCCACUGUGGCUUCUGCUCCACGGUCUUCGACCCCUUUUGGGAUCUCUCUCUACCUAUCGCCAAGGGCUAUGGUGAGGUGAGUCUGAUGGACUGCAUGCGGCUCUUCACCAAAGAAGACGUACUCGACGGGGACGAGAAGCCGACGUGCUACAGGUGUAAAGCCAGGAGGAGAUGCACCAAGAAGUUCACAAUACAGAAGUUCCCCAAGAUCUUAGUGCUGCACCUGAAACGCUUCUCUGAGGCACGCAGAACCAGCAAACUUUCCACCUUUGUUAACUUCCCCAUGAAGGACCUUGACCUGCGGGAGUUCGCCUCCGAAAACAGCAUAAACGCAGUGUACAACCUGUAUGCAGUGUCCAAUCACUCAGGCACCACUAUGGGCGGUCACUACACAGCCUACUGUCGCAAUCCCAACUCGGGAGAAUGGUACACAUUCAACGACUCCAGAGUAACGCCAAUGUCCUCCAGCCAAGUGCGCAGCAGCGACGCCUACGUCUUGUUCUACGAGCUGGCUUCCUCCUCACGGAUGUGAAGCCUCCUGGAGGAUGACGGGCCGCAGCACCGCUCGGACUGACGGACAGAUGGAUGGAUGGAAAAUUAAAGUGUUGGCGGAGGCGGGCCUAUUUUGACUUGUAUUUGGACAUAUAUAACACACACGCACAUGCACACACACACACACACACACACACACACACGAAGGCAAGCACUCCCAGCAGCCUGGAGGCCGCUUCUCUCCACGGAGAGAGCUGGAGAGGGGAACACUGGAAACCACAGGAACCUGAUCAACCAGCCCUGCUUUCUUUCUCUCUCUUUCUCGUGUCUUGCUCAUUCUGGGUGGAGGUGUGUGUUUGCUGUGUGCGUGUGUGUGUGUGUGUGUGCAAAGCUGACACUCGGCAAUAAUCCCAUCUGACCGACCAAUCGGUGAAUCCGUCUCUGUCUCCUCUCUAUGCACUGCGAACCGAACUCUCUUCCUAACCGCGCCUUCGUUUUUUUCUCUUCAACUCUUGAUCUUCUCGUUUGCCUCAAACCAUUAAAACUGACUGGUUUCAAUUUAGGACUUUUUUUCUGCUUUGAAUUCAUGUUGGGGUUUUUUUGUUUUUGUUUUUUUUUCUCGGAGCAGGGGGUUAUUACCACAGCACCAUGAGCAUCAUCAUCAUUACCACUUUGGACUGUGGAUAAAUUGUGCUUAGUGUGUGACUGUAACAGGACUGCUCAUGGUUACAAGGAGCUUACAGCCCACCGGCCUGCUUGGUUUUCAUGGCUUUCCCUUCCACUGCACUACAACACUCCCACAUCUCUGUUGGCAUCUUCUCCUCUCUCUUUGUUUCUCUGAAAGUGGUUGGGAGGCCGGUGGCACUGUGAGUGUUACAUGUUUCAGAGGACGACCCUGUAAUAUGUGUUUUAUUUCAUUUGUUUCUCCCACGUGUGGCUGCUACUGAUGUCUUCAAAGUGCUGUGAAUGGAUGAGUGGACGGUCCGGUACGGAUCUGCUAAGGAUUAAUGAUAUAGACGAUAAUAACGGUAACAGUCUUUUCUUCCUCUCUUGUUUCAUGCCAUUGAACAACACGGAAAGAAUGUUUUAAAGAAGAAAACACUAUAUCUGUAUAUUUUUAUAUCCCGAUGCAAUAUAGAGAAUGUACUAUUCAAUGGUGCUGAAAAUGACCCAUAACUGUUUUCAGUUGGUUUAUUUCCCACGUUUCAAGAGAGAAAAAAAAGUUAGUAUUUAUGCUUACAGGUGAUAAUGUGAUGAGUCACACUUUUUAACAGUGGCAGUCAAACACAUGAGUAUAUAAAUAUAUAUGAAUAAAAGCUAACAAAACAGUG
Micropterus salmoides (largemouth bass) is the source of this 3539-nucleotide messenger RNA. It is a transcript of the gene usp2a, whose product is annotated as ubiquitin specific peptidase 2a. The transcript has 14 exons. The record is from RefSeq and is a predicted model, not a curated record. Gene Ontology annotation, cellular component: cytoplasm. Bases 440 to 2248 code for a protein of 602 amino acids. Gene Ontology annotation, biological process: protein deubiquitination. Lineage: Eukaryota; Metazoa; Chordata; Actinopteri; Centrarchiformes; Centrarchidae. Gene Ontology annotation, molecular function: cysteine-type deubiquitinase activity.